Calliphora vicina (urban bluebottle blowfly) is the source of this 1193-nucleotide messenger RNA. RefSeq lists its product as uncharacterized. The transcript is spliced from 2 exons. The coding region runs from base 30 to 1184 and encodes 384 amino acids. NCBI's taxonomy places the organism in Eukaryota, Metazoa, Arthropoda, Insecta, Diptera, Calliphoridae. The record is from RefSeq and is a predicted model, not a curated record.
AGUCAAGGUAGGAAGAGCUAAAGUAAACCAUGAAAUUGUUAUACACUGUUAUAAUCUUGUGCCUAAUACAAUUGUUUGCAAUUAAACCAUUGGCAGCCAGCGUCAGCUCUAAUGAAACAUCAGUGAAGCGUAUGCUUUUGGAAUUCUGUAGAAAUGAAUUGAAAGUGAUAUCACUAGAUUUCUGUGAAAAAGCUAAAAUUUUCACUAGAAAAAUACUGCAAGAUGACAGAGUGCAGAAGGCGGCAACUCCAAAAAUGAGGGAGUUUAAACAGAAUCUAAUAGAUUUCCUACACGAUUAUCCUUCUUACAAACGUUAUGGUUUAAUCAAUGAGUUAGUUUUACUAUUUGAGGAGAAAUUUGACGAGCCUAGCAAUGACAAUGACUCCCAAUAUAUUUGGGAUUUGUUAUACAGGCAGGGUUUCGACGAACUAGAUAUUGACUAUGAAAGUAAAUAUGACAAAUUUGUGAAACAAAAAUUUCUACCUAAAUUUGAGGAUUUAAAGUCACAUUGGAACCAAGAUGAACUGAAGCAGCAUGACAACUUAAUACAGUGGUAUAAUGAGUUGAAAGAGUGCCAAGAUUAUGGCUGUCAAUCUAGACAUUUUAAUACACUGGUUAGAGAAGACAACACGCCAUACGAGCAGCUAUUUGAAUACAUACGUGAACAGCUGCAUUACAUUGAUAUAUUUUAUGGCAACAAUGCUCACGAUAUUUCCAAUAAAAUAUUAAAGGACAUAAACUUGUCCCAACUUAGUCCAGACAUAAGGCAACACUUGAUAAUUAAUAUUAGAGAGUUCAUUAUGCAAUUCGAAAGCAAUCAGGAUCUUUAUGAAUUGCUUAAUUUAAUAAAAUUUUUCUUUAACAACAUAUUACAGCAAUUCUACUAUAAUACGGAUGAUUUUACCGUACAGCAGCAUAAAUUGAUAGUGAAAAUCUUUAAUGACAAUGGUUUUGCUAAAUUUUUGUCCAAUUAUUAUAUGUUAUUCAAUGAUUUUAUGGAGCAGGGUCUUUUCAAGAAUUUUGAUGAGUUUCGAAAUGCCUUAAGUCCCGAAGAGUUGGCCAGUGACAAGAGCUUAAUCGAGUGUUUUGAUAAAUUAAAAGCUUUAAGCAGCUCUGACGAGAGAUAUGAUGAUUUUGGAACAUGCUUUGCUUUACUUCAGAGUAAAUUUAAUGAAAUAAAGUAAAUAUGUAUU